AUUUCAGGUGGUGGCAGUGAAGACUGGCAUCUCUUAACCUCUAUUGGAGCCUUUCUGACUGUGCUUUUUCUUGCCUGACUGCUAAAUCCUUCCCUGGAACAUGCCAGUACGCAUGCCUUGCCUUAUAGAUCCCUCAGAAAAGGAAACUUUUGGUCUGCACAAGUUUCCCCUUAAUUUCUUUGUAUUCUUGUUCUGCUUUGGUGUGCCAUACGUCUCUGAAUCUGAGAUUGUGCAAAGCAAAUGCACUGGCACGCGUGAUGACAGCAGUAAGUUACAUGGCAGGGUUAAUGCUGCUUCCGGGUUUAGUCCUUAAUCACGGUGAUGCCUUUCAGUACAGUUUGUUAUUUCCUGGGGAUAGUGACAGCAACAAAGCAGGGUCUCAUCACAAAGAAGAAAUACAGGUUCCCACUCCAAUCUUACCUAGAAUAGGAAUUUCCAUCUUGUACAAAUCAGCCGCAAGACUGACAGUGAGAAGUGAGAUACAUAUAUAAAGCUGGCAAUGUGUGUUUAUAGCAGAUGAUAUCUUGCGAGAAGUUAAAAGGAUUGACUGCCUGUUGAAUCUUUAAAUUGCCUAGACUAUGGUGGAAGCAAUACUGAUUGAUCUGUUCAGCCUACCAGCCAUCUUGCAGAACAACGUCCAAGGACUGCUAUGUAACACUCUGGAAACUAUUGAGAAGUGCUCUUCCAUCCCUGCUCCGUUUGUUUAUGUCAUGUGCUGCCAAGUGCAGGGCAGUGAAUGGAAGGGUGAGCAAGAUUCCUUGCUUCCAGCUCUGAGAGAUUUCCAGAGUCUGAAGAAAAGACUUGAGGUGGUACGUGCUCUGACUACAGCUGCUGCGUUGUACACCAUCAAACAAAGACUUGAUGAAAAGGACAUAAGCACCAUUAAAAUUAUUCUCCCUACCUUAAGGAAAGAAUUAAUGAAAGUAUAUAUAGACCAUCUCUUUACUCCCGUCUACCAGUUUGAAUUUGAGGAUUUACAGGUGGCAUCUGAUUGUAAUAACCUACAGAUAACUGAACCUCAGAGUGAAGGGCAAACACUUUCCACACAGGACGUGGCGCUCAUCCAAAGUGAGAUUCAGAUGUACUUGGAAAGCCUGCCGAGUCUGAAAGGGGAGCUCACCAUCCUCAAGUCUUCCCUGAUCCCAGAUGAUAUCUUCCUCCAUGGAUUCACCACAAGGACAGGUGGGAUCUCCUACAUACCAGCUCUAAGCUCCUGCAAUCUCUUCAGCAGUUCUAGGAGGAGGGACCCACAAGUUGUUGUUAAAGAAAAUCUCCGCAGGCUGGCUAAUGCUGCAGGAUUUAACCCAGAGACUUUUCACAGAGUCAAGACUGAUCAUGCUAAUGCUGUGUGUAUUAUGGGAAAGACAGAGCCUGACAGUUAUGAUGGAAUAGUUACGGAUCAGAAAGGUGUUACAAUAGCAGCUCCAGGAGCCGAUUGCAUACCUGUACUGUUUGCUGAUCCUGUCAGAAAAGCCUGCGGUGCUGCUCAUUCUGGAUGGAAAGGCACGUUGUUAGGAGUUUCUAUGGCCACAGUAAAUGCGAUGGUAUCUGAAUAUGGCUGUAACGUGAAAGACAUCCUCGUGGUCCUGGGCCCUUCUGUAGGACCUUGCUGCUAUAAACUUCCUCACGAAUCAGCUAAAGAGUUUCACAGAAUUGAUCCAAAGUGUGUGAGACACUUUGACUCUGCAACUCCAUAUAUUGAUAUUAGAAGAGCCACACGGAUUCUUCUUGAGAGUGGUGGGAUUCUUCCAGAGAACAUCCAAGAUGAUUCUGUCACAGACCAGAACCAAAAUAUCACAUUCUGUACUGCAUGCCAUCCUGAAAAAUUUUAUUCUCACUUUCGUGAUGGCACUAACUUCGGCACACAAAUUGGCUUCAUAUCAAUCAAAGACUGAGAUAGUAUCUGUCUCUUGCUCUGGAGUAGUAUUUAGACAAUAAGUCUGGUGCGUUGACUGUUAUCCUGCUCUCCUGGUAGAUUUCUUUCCUUCUUUGUUUCACGGACUUGCGAUGGAAAGAGUACACAGGCCUUAAGAUUCUCCUGCUUCUUCCAUUCCCUGUCAUUCUGAGGCAAGAAGAGAUGUCUAAGAUAUGGAUCCUGGCUUGUGUGAGCCAGGUUCCAAAGGAAACAAGGACAACUCACAACAGUAAUGAAGCACUUCUGCAAAGCCAGAUGCAAGAUCCCAUUUUCUUGCCUCUUUGACCAAGUAUAUCCCAUAAACCUUACUGGUCGUGAAAGCACAAAAAAAAACAACAAACAAAAACAGUAAUAAAAUAAAAGUCUUCAUUACCUUCUGGAUGAGUCUUCUGAAUGAAGUUAAGGCUGACAUUGCUGAUAAAGGAAAGGAAACCUGUAUUGCACAUUAACAGUUUGGGUACACCCGUCAGUGUAUGUUUCAGCUGAAGGUUAGCCUUAAAAAAUGAUGUGCCUCGGAUUGUUUUUGUUUCAAUUAGCUUGAAAAAGAGCUUCAAAGCACUUACAAAAAUAACUUGAAAGUGAGAAGCAAGCAAGGUCCUUUGGGGCAGACAUUGUAAACAUAUGAAUGUUAACUUAAGCAUUUUUUGAUUGUAAAAAAAAAAAUAAAACUAAGACUCAGUAUAAUUUGACUUGUAUGGUCAUGUUUCCCUAGGAUUUUUUCUUUGUCAUUUGUUCUCUGCUAAUGUCCAUUGAGACAAUUUCCACAGUACUCAGUUAUUUAAUAAGUAUCUGAAAAGGAGAGUGAAUUUAACCUGUUAAUUUUACUGACCAAUUGUUGACAUGUUUGUAUUGCUAGUAAAUUCAAAGUGUGCACUGG
Molecule: messenger RNA, 2792 nt
Organism: Cygnus atratus (black swan)
Lineage: Eukaryota; Metazoa; Chordata; Aves; Anseriformes; Anatidae
Gene: LACC1
Product: laccase domain containing 1
Exons: 6
Coding region: 579-1895 (438 amino acids)
Molecular function (GO): copper ion binding
Source: RefSeq, a predicted model, not a curated record